AUGGCGGAAAGCAUGUCACUCACACAGAUCCCCCUGACAAUCAUCGUCGCAGCCACAACGAAGAAUGGCAUCGGAAGAGCAGGCGGAUUACCAUGGCCAAUGCUGAAGAAAGACAUGGCCUAUUUCGCCCGCGUCACAAAGCGUGUACCUGUGCCCAAAGACACUGGCUCGCUGCAGUCUGAUAAGCUGAAGGAAACCAUGCUGUCAGGCACGCGACAGAACUUGGUCAUCAUGGGCCGCAAGACUUGGGAAAGCAUUCCGCCCAAAUUUCGACCACUAAAAGACCGGACGCACAUCGUGAUCAGUUCACAGGACCGAGCUUCACUGCAACCUAUACCGGACGAUGUAGUCGUUGCCUCAGAUAUUCUUUCUGGUCUGCAAACACUGGAAGAAUCGAUCAAGGCUGGCAAGUCGCUGCCAGUCGGCCGUGCGUUCGUAAUUGGCGGCAGCAGCAUCUACAAAGCAGCUUUAGAACUUCCACAACUGCAGCGGAUUCUCCUGACUCGCAUCGAGAAGGACUACGACUGUGACACAUUCUUUCCCAUAGGCCUUGGCAAAGGCCAGGAAUCCUCCGGCGAAUGGCGCUGUGCAACGCACGAAGAAUUGCGAAACUUCGUGCAGGAGGAGAUCGAAGAGAAUCCUGUUCAGCAAGAGUCUGGCGAGGAUUUGGUCUCGCUGCAUUUUCAGCUUUUCGAGCGUACCGCGUGA
Messenger RNA from Cercospora beticola, 708 nucleotides. It is a transcript of the gene DFR1, whose product is annotated as dihydrofolate reductase. Lineage: Eukaryota; Fungi; Ascomycota; Dothideomycetes; Mycosphaerellales; Mycosphaerellaceae. Gene Ontology annotation, biological process: tetrahydrofolate biosynthetic process; dihydrofolate metabolic process; glycine biosynthetic process. Gene Ontology annotation, molecular function: NADP binding; dihydrofolate reductase activity. Gene Ontology annotation, cellular component: mitochondrion. The record is from RefSeq and is a predicted model, not a curated record.